Molecule: messenger RNA, 3944 nt
Organism: Pristis pectinata (smalltooth sawfish)
Lineage: Eukaryota; Metazoa; Chordata; Chondrichthyes; Rhinopristiformes; Pristidae
Gene: atp23
Product: ATP23 metallopeptidase and ATP synthase assembly factor homolog
Exons: 8
Coding region: 196-945 (249 amino acids)
Biological process (GO): mitochondrial proton-transporting ATP synthase complex assembly; mitochondrial protein processing
Cellular component (GO): extrinsic component of mitochondrial inner membrane
Molecular function (GO): metalloendopeptidase activity
Source: RefSeq, a predicted model, not a curated record
UCUCUGCCGGGCUUCAUCCCCCCGCCGAAACCCUCCCCGCCGGGCUUCAUCCCCCCGCAGAAACCCUCUCCGCCGGGCUUCCUCCUCCCGCAGAAACCCUCCCCGCCGGGCUUCCUCCUCAAAUUUUGUUUAACAAUAUAUUGACCUUGGUUUUGUAAUCACUAGUGAAGUAAUGACUGAGAAUGAAUGUGGUAGAUGAUGUGGCAAUCACUGGGCAGUUUUGGCCUGGAUGGUAUUUAUCUUCUUGAGGAUUGUUGGAGCUGCCCUCAUCCAGCGCAGUGUUUGACCUCCAGGGACAGCCCGGGAGCUCCAGGUCCCGUCUCCGUCCACAGCACCGGAGCUCGAUGGAGAAAGGCCGGCAGCAGGAACAGGAGGAGGAUUACGGCUACAGGCCCUUUUGCAAAAUUACUUAUGGAUGCCAUGAAAAGUUCAGGAUGCACAGUUAAUAAGGAUCGUCACUUUUCCUGUGAAGACUGUGAUGGAACAGUCAGCGGAGGUUUUGAUGCUGAAAUAUCACAGAUCGUCUUAUGCCAGAAUAAUAUCCACCAGCAACAGCACAUGAACCGGGUGGUGACCCAUGAAUUAAUCCAUACGUUUGAUCACUGUCGUGCUCAUGUAGAUUGGUUCCACAAUAUAAAACACCUGGCCUGCUCAGAGAUUCGAGCUGCUAAUCUCAGUGGUGAGUGCACGUUUGGGAAUGAAUUGAGCAGGUUCAAUUUUGGUCUAAAGCAACAUCAUCAAAAAUGUGUACGUGAGCGAGCCUGCCGCUCCAUAUUAGCUGUUCGCAAAGUCAGUCAAGAAACCGCAAAGAAAGCUGUUGAUGAUGUUUUUGAUAGCUGUUUUAAUGACCAUGAACCUUUUGGAAGAAUUCCACACAAUAAAAAGGAUGCAAAAUACGCCUAUAGGGAUUUUCAGAACCGAAAUAGAUUUUACACAAAUCUUUGAAAAAAAUAUCUGUGUCAUGCAGCUCUAUCUGACGGGUCAAGUGAACUGACUUCACACAUGAUGAACAGGUCAUCUAUUUCCGUCAAGUGUGUCCCAUUGUGUCUUCAAGAGAGGGGAACUAGUCCAAAAAAAACAACAACCUGUGUGAAUUUAUGUUAAGGGCAUAAAGUGAAAAAAUGGUUUAUGGGAUGCCAAUGCCAAUUUGGAGAAGACAGCUGUUAUUCCUUCUUCCUUCGCCUAGUGUCAAUGGUUUAUAUUUUACAUUAAAUCUGGCUGUUCUAUUUUAUAUGACCAAGAAUAAAAAUGAAGCAAAGGAAUAUAACAUGUCAGUGGAUUUUUCCCUUUCAUCUAAUUUUGCAACUGGUAUUACAGCUCCCGUAAAUGUUAUAAAUAUGUACAUAAAAUCAUGUAAUCAUUGCUUAUUUCAUAUGUUAAAACAUUGACUAUUGCAUUUUUAUAAAAGUAAUGAUAGAUUGGCAUUCAUACCACCUUUUUGUUAAUCCAUUUCACUUUUAUUGUUGGGCAGCAGAGUUUUCUUUCCGAUAAAACAUGGCCUAUUCUAACUCCAUUUCUUCAAAUAUGGAAUUCUCUUUUAUUCUCUGGUAAUUUUUUAAUAUUCAAAUGGCAUAGGUAGAGGCACAGAGGUGGCUGUCAUAGUAAAUCCCAAUGGGUGAAAACAACUGGGUUCACACCAUGAGGAAAUGCUCCUCCUCUGAGAAAAAGUACUGAAAAACUGACUCAGUUUGAGGAUUUAGUUCUGUUUAGUCUUGGGAUAGAAAUGCACCCUUGGUUUCUGGCAGUGGUGAGUGUAUCACUCACCUUGGACUUGCCUCCACACAAUUGGUCCCUAGGGACUUCAAUGGAACUGAAUGUGAGAGUGUGAAUACAGUUGAGCUGAUGUUCUUGUGUCCAUCAAGUGACCAAAGACCAAUUUCUUCCUGAAUUGUGCACAAUACUACUUUAUUACCAUUUACCCCCUCUGAUAUCAAUACUGUUUGUUGCUUGCUCGCUGACAAAUGUUUUGUGACGCUUCAUAGGAUUCUGGACCAAAACAUCCAUUGGUGCUGAUGAUGGUGUGGUGGGUGUUGAUGGUAAAACCAGGUCUUCUUGUAUAUGUAAGGAAGGUCACAUUGGAGGGCCUUUGCAGCUUUCAGAUUUAGUGGGAUGUCAUGAAGUGAUGAAGUAGGAGUUGCAGCUGCAAUUCAGCAGGUUGUUUAAUCACUGAGUUAGCCCAUGCAGUUGUGAGAUGCAUCUCCCCAGGAGGGGAAGAAGAAACUGCAGUGUGCCAUCCUUAACAGUUCCUGAAAACAGGAUUUUCUGCCGCCUUGGCUGCAGUUUGCACAUGGGAUAAGUGUAAGGUGGUUAAGUAUAGAAAAGGAAUACUACUUUGCUGUGUGGGUCACUAUUUUAGCUCACAGGAUAUUUUUAGACUUUUUAAUUUUCUUUAUUUUCCAAUUUAAUUAAAAGACCAAAUAUCUACCUUUUGAUCCUAGAACAGAUUUAUCUAAUGACAUAUUUGAUAAUGGCCAUAUUAAUAUGAAUGGCUAAGAUUCCUGUAUUGUGGUAAAGAGAUAUUUUAUCUGUUCUGAAAUUCAUCAUCUUUUGUGUUUUAUAUUUGCUUUUAAUGUUUAUUUGUAAAUAAAUUACAUUUAAAACACUCAGGUUAAAUAUAUCACUUGUUUCAUAUACAGUAUAUGCCUAUUGAAAAGAUGAUGUAGAUGCAUGGAAUACAGUAGCAGGGAAGUUGUACUGAAUCUUUAUAAAACACUGGUUAGGCCACAACCUAAGCAUUGUGUCCAUUUCUGGUCACCAUACUUUAGGAGGGAUGUAAAGGUCCUUUCUGUAUAUUCAAGACAGAGAUAAAUAGAUUUUUAAAUCUUAAAGGAAACAAGCAAAAUGGAGUUAAUGCAGGAAAGUGGUGUUGGGUGAAAAAUCAGCUAUGAUCUCAUUGAAAGGCGAAGCAGACACAUGGGACCAAAUAGCCCACUCCUGCUUCUGUUUCUUAUGUUCUGCAAUAAACCUCUCAUCCCUGGAACAAUUCUAGCUGAAGAGCUUAACUGGACUUGUUCCAGGGACGAGGAUUUCCGUCAAAAUUGGGAAAGUUGGGAUUGUUCUCCGAGCUAAAAAAAAGUUGAGUGAAGUUCCAGAUAGAGAUGUGCAAGAGGGUGAUGGGUUUAGCGAGAGUAAGAAAAGCUGUUACUGUUGGCGAAUGGUUCAAAGACCAAUUGACUUGGAAUUAAGGCUGAAGGUACAGAAAGGAUGUAAAGAUUUUUUUUACAAAUACAGUGGGUAUGAUCUAGAAUUUAUAGCCUGUAAGGGUUGUUAUUACAGGGUUUUCAAAAAAGAAUUGGAUAGGGACUUGAUAGAAAAUAACUUCCAGGGCUAGAGGAAAGUUGUAGAGGAAUAGAUUGCUCCUAGUAAGCUGGCAUGUACGUAAUGGGCCAAUUAGUCUCCCGUGCUCUAACAGUUCUGAUUUAGUCCAGUAAGAUGAUUAUCAUUUCAAUUGUGCAAGAGUAAAUUGAAAAGGGCUAUUCAUAAUUUUUUUUAAUGUUCCACAAGUCAUUGAGAAAUUCUUGACAUUGUAGAGCAUAUUGUGAUUAUGCUGGACAACAAUAUUCCAGGUUGUAAGUCAGUCCAUCAGGGACAACCAUAAUUUAGCAUCAUCCAAUGGUUUCAUGAACUUUUAUUCCAAACCUUGUGACUUCAGAACUAUUUUGCUCCUCUAUAGAUCCUUCUAUAAAAAAAACACUUUAAAAAUUUGUCUUUUUUAAUCUUAGGGAUCAUAUGCUAAUCACUCCUGUCUGUGCCACUCACAUAGUCCUUUACCAUCAUCUUUGUGGUUCACGGUUAGGGACAAAGUUGCCAGCAUCUGUGAUCCCAAACCACUUGUUUCUCCCAGCUUAAAUUGACUUUUCCUUUGUUCACCUCCUGCCUCUGUCGAUCCCAGAUAACUUUGUGAAGCACAAGAUUGACGAUAUGAUUUAAGUGUCCUGUGGGUU